This is a messenger RNA of Centrocercus urophasianus (Greater sage-grouse), 5949 nucleotides long. RefSeq names its product solute carrier family 29 member 4 (gene SLC29A4). Gene Ontology annotation, cellular component: plasma membrane. Gene Ontology annotation, molecular function: monoamine transmembrane transporter activity; nucleoside transmembrane transporter activity. Bases 3326 to 4909 code for a protein of 527 amino acids. NCBI's taxonomy places the organism in Eukaryota, Metazoa, Chordata, Aves, Galliformes, Phasianidae. The record is from RefSeq and is a predicted model, not a curated record. Gene Ontology annotation, biological process: nucleoside transmembrane transport. The transcript is spliced from 14 exons.
AUCUGAAACUCAGGUCUUAAAUUGCGGUGGGAUCUGUUCCCAGUGAGUACUGUAGGGAAAGAGCUGUUUCACUUGAUGUGCAAAUAGGCAGCAAGUGUGCACGCUUUGCUGCUGUCUCGACAGCUGUGUGUUUACCCUGUUUCAUCUUUCAUGUGCUGAGGCAGACAGCUUUUAUCUGCUCUGGACUCUUCUUAUGUCAGAGUUUCCAAAACACGAGCGAUAGAUACACAUCUAGCAGUUACAAGGCUGGGCCUGGCAGAGGAGCAGGAAGUGAGAAGUGCAAUGAGAUUAGCAAAGGCUGUAUCUUCAGAGGCUCUGUUCAGCAAGACCAGUUGUGUGAGUUCUCCCUCUGGCACCCCGGGUCCUGGGUGAGUUCCUUACACCUAUUUCUAUGGAGACUGGCUGGGAGCAGAGGGGAGGGGUUGUCCAAGUGGGCCUCAGUGCAGAUCUCUGAGAGCUCUGAACGCAGGGACGGGUGUCACCAUGAAGGAAACGUGUGUCUGAGUGUAAUAGAAAAAGGGAGGGAUGGAGUGAGGAGCCCCCAGGUCUGGGUAUGUUAGCACAGAGACCUGAGGAGCUGAUGAGCAGAAAGCUUUACGUCCUGUGCUGUGCUCUCUUGGCUCUGAUAAUGGCAUUAGCACCAAGGCAGCGUGCACUAAGACUGUAGAAUUUCCUUCCUUGUAGCUUGCUGAGCUGCUCAGUGCACCACUCAGCCAUGCAGGCGUUCUGCUGGUGUUUGCAGAGCAACAGGAGGCUUUGUCCAAGGCAGUGGUGGGGAUUAACCACUGCAGAGGUUUGGAAGGUCCUGCUCUGUGCUCCAGAUGUCCUGGCCAACAGUCUCCUUGGUUUAACAUGUGAACAUCUGAGAGCAAGGCAGAAUGGCAUCUCCACAUGUGCAGAGCAGUCUUUCUGGAGUCUGUGCUGCACAAAGGAAGGCUUGCAAUGAAGAAAGCGUGGCUCAGACUGUAAACAAAUCCUUUCAGAUUCCAGUUGCACAAUGAGAGGAAUUGAGCAAAUUUCAAUUAUUUCAAACUGUAACAUGCCUUUGUUUUUACCACACUUCAGAUUGGCCAACCCCACCUUCCACUGCCUUGAAAGCAAUGGGCAAGAAGUUGUCAUCCUGGCUUGCAAACAGCUGCAGCUGUGUUCGUUGCAGGUGUGCUGUUGCUGCAGCAGUUGUGUGCUGCCUUCCCUGCUGCCUUUGCAUGUGUCCAACUCGUUUCUCAGGAGUGGUGAGUUGUUCCCAAACCUGCACCUCUCCGGGUUCCUAUGGGGCACCAGCUCAACCCUUUCUCUACUUGGAUCUGUUUGCUUUUGCUUCUGCACCCCCCCCAAAUAAAAAACCACACUGCAUCCUGCAGUUCUCACCUACUGUUCAAUAUCUCUGUUGAUAAGUGGAAAAAUCUGCCUGACAUUCCGCCUCCCCAGGUGUGUGCCUCUCCCUGCUGGCCCAUCUCUCUUUGUAAUUUUAUAACUGCAUAAGCAAUUAAAUGUGUUGUGAUAAGUAUUCGGUGUCGUCUUCCUUCCGUGUGCUGCUUGAAGUUGGGGCUGGAUGAGCUGAAGGUGAUGCUGUGUGUUCUGGAUGAUGUGGCCCGAACCCAGCUGCCAGCAGUAGUAAACCUUCAGUCUUUGCUGUGUAGCAGCUCUCCAAGAAACUCAGCUUGGCUUUUGCUGAGACUGGGGAAGGACCAGCUGAGCUGCUUCUGGUGUAUUUUGCUGGAAACCACAGGAUUUUGCCCCUCCUCCUCCUUAACGCUCUUCUUGAGGGACCUGGGUUUGUGUUUUUCUCCUGUUCCUCAGGUAAGUUUAGGUGACUUCCUUUGUACUUCAUUCUGUGGGUUGCAUCUGUAGCAGUGCUUCCACAUACGUUCCCUGUUUGCUGUGCUGUCACUUAGAGCUUGCUGCUUCUCACCUUCAGCCCAGGGGGGAGUUCUGGAGUGAGCCAUGCAGGUGGGUGAGGCAUCUCCUGCGUGCCUCCUUUCCUUUGCAAAACUGUGACCAAACCCUCCCAGCAGGGUGGGUGACAGAGGGAGCCUGCUGUCUGGUGGUGGAGGAGCACACGGUGAUGGAAGGUCUUCGUUCUUCUGCACGGCUGUUGUGCAGUGAACUCAGUGAAGCUGCAGACGUCUCCUUUCCUGAUCUGGCUCUGGAGAGCAAUGUUUUCCUGCUGGUGCCAUUUAUGUGCUGCCCCUUGCUGCAGGCAGAAUCAGCUGUGUUAGCACGGAUGAGUGAUUCUAAACUGUUCAUUCAGCUGCUGAUGACGUUUCCCUUCUUCUGCCUGGAGCAAGCUGCAGAUCAGAGGAGGCUGUUUGCAUUCAGUGACUUCCAGGUGAGGUGGUGGCACCUUUGUCCCCGUGCCCAAGGUGGGAUUGCUCACCUGGACCCACUGGUGACACAGGAGAUGCAGCUGCUGCUCUGCUGCCCUGCAUGUGGAUCACUGCAAAGCAUCAUCAGAGGUGAACCUUUGGGCCAGAAUGCUGCCUGGUGUGGAAAUCCUGAUGAUGGGUCCUUCCAGCAGAGGGUUCACUCUGGAGCAGCGUGGAGACAGGAGGACGGGAUGUGCUGAUCUCCAGGAAUGGCCCCCGGGCUGUGCUGCACUCCAACUCUGUGGUUUCACCACAUCCAGAGGAGCUCAGGUUGUUCUGGGGGUCCUUUGGAGCCCCCCCGGCAUGGGGGGAAAAAGCAACUCGAAGGUGGAUCCUGCGGGAUGUCACCAUUUUCUCCUGCUAGAGGAAAAUCUCUGCUUUCCACCUGCCCUGUAAAGAUGAGUGGGAGCUGCUGGGGGCCCCCCUGUGCACCCAGUGCUGAUUGUCUCCUUCACAUCCCCCCCCCACCCCGUGCUGUGUGUGCGUGCAGCGAUUAUGCAAAGUUGCAAUCAAGGAGCUGAAUUAGCAGCUCAUCUUGGAUUAAUUAGCGAGGGAUGCAAAUUUGUUCCAACAGGAAAAGAGGAAAGGAGGGGAACAAGGCUGAGGUCCCCCCUGGUUCCUGCAGCCCUCACAGCGCAGCGUGAUGACAAGUAACAAAACCCAACUCUGCUGGAAGGAAGAGCAUUUCUGGAGGCUGCCCCCAUCCAGCAUCUCCUGAUGAGGUGGCAUCACCUCGUUCCUCCCUGUGGAAUUAAUCAGCACUCGGAGCAGUGAGGGUAAAAUCAGUGGCUGCUGCCUCGAGGUGUGUGCUCACAGCAUCUCCCAGAGCCCCAGAUCCACUCUAAGGUGAUGAGGAUGCUGACGUGAGCGCGGGGGCUUCUAUAGGCCCCGCAGCUUCUCUAGGACCCCUGGCUUAGCUGUGUGCCAGAAGAGCUGGGAUUGCUGCUGGACCGUCCACGAUGGGAUCGGUGGGAACGGAGCGCCUCAAGGAGCUGAGCCCCAUGGGGACACCUGAAGGCAACGUGGUGAUGAGCUUCAGCUUCGACAGCUACCAGCUGGAGGAGGACGAGCUGCAGCGGGGCAGCCAGGCCAAGGGCGUGCUCACCUUCAUGGAGCCGGUUUCUGAAGACCCCGAGCCACAGGACCGAUACCACGGGAUCUACUUUGCCAUGCUGCUGGCUGGCGUUGGAUUUCUCCUUCCAUACAACAGCUUCAUCACGGAUGUGGACUACCUGCACCACAAAUACCCAGGGACCUCCAUAGUCUUUGACAUGAGCCUCACCUACAUCCUGGUGGCCUUGGUGGCCGUCAUCCUCAACAACGCGCUGGUGGAGCUGCUGAGCCUGCACACCCGCAUCUCCGUGGGCUACCUCUUUGCCCUGGGCCCCCUGCUCUUCGUCAGUAUCUGUGACGUCUGGCUGGAGCUCUUCACCCGACGGCAAGCCUACGCCAUCAACCUGGUGGCUGUUGGGGUGGUGGCCUUUGGCUGCACAGUGCAGCAAUCCAGCUUCUAUGGCUACACAGGGCUGCUGCCCAAGCGCUACACGCAGGGGGUGAUGACAGGAGAGAGCACCGCCGGGGUCAUCAUCUCACUCAGCCGCAUCUUCACCAAGCUGCUGCUGUCGGAUGAGAAGGAGAACACCGUCAUCUUCUUCUUCAUCUCCAUCGGCAUGGAGCUGACGUGCUUCAUCCUUCACCUCCUGGUGAAGCGCACUCGCUUUGUCCGCUAUUACACCUCCUGUCCCCGCAAGGGCCGCCCCGAGCCCCGCAGGGCCAGCGACCACGGGACGGGCUACCGCGUCCACCACGACGUCACUGCCGAGGACAUCAGAUUUGAGGACCGGCCGCAGGGACAGCUGGCAUCUCCCCGUGGCAGCCCGGGCCCUGAAGCUGAGCUGGCCGGCAGCGGUACCUACAUGCGCUUUGAUGUGCCCACACCCAAAAUCAAGAGGAGCUGGCCCAGCUUCAGAGCCAUGCUGCUCCACCGCUACGUCGUGUCGCGGCUCAUCUGGGCCUACAUGCUGUCCAUCGCCAUGACCUACUUCAUCACGCUGUGCCUCUUCCCCGGGCUGGAGUCGGAGAUCCACAACUGCACGCUGGGGGAAUGGCUGCCCAUCCUCAUCAUGGCCAUCUUCAACCUCUCCGACUUCGUUGGCAAGAUCCUGGCUGCCCUGCCUUACGACUGGAGAGGAACGCACCUCCUCGUCUACUCCUGCCUCCGCGUCGUCUUCAUCCCCCUCUUCAUCAUGUGCGUCUACCCCAACGGUCAGCCCGCCUUCGGCCACCCCGCCUGGCCCUGCGUCUUCUCCCUCCUCAUGGGCAUCACCAACGGCUACUUUGGCAGCGUCCCCAUGAUCCUGGCUGCUGGCAAAGUGAGCCCCGAGCAACGGGAGCUGGCAGGGAACACCAUGACCGUGUCCUACAUGACGGGCUUGACGCUGGGCUCAGCCGUGGCUUAUUUUGCCUACAGCCUCACCAGUACGUCCCACAGUAGCUGUUUCUACACUGAAACCUCCAACGGCUCCUUCCUGGGGGGGUACUGAGCCCCAGGACCGGGCAAUGGGGCCAGGAUGGCACCAGGCCCUGCCGCUGUCCCCAAAGGCCCUCACUGCCCACCCUGCUGGUCUCUGGGCGCUGUGCGGAGCCAAUUCUUGGGCUGAUGGCCCCCAAUGUCGUUGGUCCCAAUGUUCCUGGGGUCUCCCCCUGGGCAGUGGUGGUGGGAGGGAUCUUCUCCUGUUUGAGCCCUUGCCAAGGAGGGAAAUAUGGCAGAAUCCCAAAGGGAAUGGGGAUGGCACUGGGGAAGAGAGCAGUCGAGGGCUGUUGAGGAAGAGGAGGAGGGGAGGAAGGUGGCUCUGGGCUGGGCUCUUAGUGAUGGUGCUGCAUCUUUCUCCUGAGGACAGCUUGAAAUCAUGACCCCAACCUUCCCCUGUACUCCAAUUGCUGUGUAAGAGCCCCAAACCACUUCUGCUGCCUGGAAAGGGGGGGAACAAAGAAAAAAAAAAGUUUUUUUGCCCUCUCCUGUUGUCCUCUGAUCUGUGCUGUGCUGUGGGUCUGCCUGCAGGCUGCGGGGGCUGGGGGGAAAUGCAAUGACCUGGGUGCUGCCCAGGGCCACUGCUGGGCUUCAACUUCUAUCCUGUAAAUCCAACUGAACACAGAUCGUGUGUCUCACUUGGCAAUGAUCCCUUCUGUGAUCCACACUGCUGGGCCGGGAACCCCGGCAGGUGCAUGGGGGAAAGGCUUGGGGCUACAGAAGCAGCCGUCCUCCCACCUCCCAAAACUGAGAGCCAUGGGCUGCAGGGCACCUUCAGCCCCACUGCCAGCCAGGCACAGCUGAAGGGUUCCCCCUCCUUUCUUUGCCAGCACACCGGGCUUCGCCUUUCCUGAUCAAUAAAAGCUUUUUGGGUUUGCCUUUAUACUUCUGUGUGCUCCAAGGCAGCGGUUCAGCCCUUCUGCUGGUUGUGCUGCUGGGCGAGGGGCUGGGGGCCAGCACUGGAGCUGCGUGCCAGCUGCCCUGGGCUCCUUAGGGCCAGGUGGAGGGAGGGCAGGUCCUUAGCAGCUGGAGAGGGGCUGCAGCACAGCACAA